AAUAUACGUACACUAGUUUCGAAAAUGGCGGAGCUCAAGGAAAAGGACACUGAGCAGCUUCACCAGGAGGACGCCAAUAUAAAGGACACUGGUACUGAUGAAAGUGAGCAGGUGUCCACUCCUGAUACCUCCACUAAACCAGUGGAAACAGAGGCCAACAAUGGACAAACAUCCUCCACUGUUACGUCAGAGAGACACGUGUCUAUCCAAACCACUCUGGAGGGCCUCGAAAAGCUUGUGGAUUUAAAUGGAGCUGGAAGGAAGUCUUGUCCACUGUGUCCUGAAGAAAAGUUUAAGGCCUGUUAUAGUCAUAAACUUAGACGACACCUGCAAAACCUGCACUGGAAAGUUUAUGUGGAAUUUGAGGGCCAAAGAAUGUGCAUCUGUCAUCUGCCUUGCAGACAACUCAAGUCCGGUCUUGGUGCUGACCAGACUCAAGGCAGACUGGUGGCUCACUACCACUGUGUGGUUUGUUCUGUCACGAUUGCUCGUAAGACAGACAUGAUCAGUCAUCUCAAGCGUCAUAUCAACAAGGGCGAGACGGAGGCAAGUUAUUCAGGCAACUCAGAUGUUCCCUUCGUAGAAGCCGUCCCAGGCGGACAGGCCUAUGAGAUAAUGAAAGAAUUGGGCACUAAUGUCCAGCUCAUGCCCAACCACACCACACCUCAGAAAACAGACACAUACUUCAGCCGCAAGAUGAAAACCAACAGGCAGCUGGUGUUCUGCUCUCUUGCUGUUUUAGCCGAACAAAGGAAUCCGCUCGAAUGUCUUGAUGCCUUUGGAGCCACUGGUAUCAUGGGCCUGCAGUGGGCGAAGCAUCUUCGUAACUCGGUUAAAGUUACUAUAAAUGACAUAAACGAAGCGUGCGUGAAGAUGAUUAAGGAGAACUGUCAUCUGAACCACAUCAGAGUAGAGGGUAGUCGCACGGCCUGUCAGCUAGACGGAGCAGGAGAUGUGGAGUCACCCAUUGCCUCUGUGGAGGUGGUGAAGAUGGACGCCAAUGUCAUCAUGCAUCUGAGACCAUUUGACUACAUACACCUUGACCCAUUUGGAACAUCUGUAAACUAUCUGGACGCUGCUUUUCGGAACGUUCGCAACCUGGGAAUAGUCUCUGUGACGUCUACAGACACGGGCUCGCUUUACUCCAAAUCCCUGAAUGUGACGCUCCGACAUUACGGCUGCCAGAUCGUCAGGACCGAGUAUUACAGGGAACUUGCAGCACGUAUGGUGUUGGCAGUAGUAGCCAGGUCAGCUGCUCGCUGCAACAAAGGAAUUGAAGUGCUGUUAGCUGUGGCACUCGAGCACUUUGUCCUGGUGGUGGUGCGAGUGCUCAGAGGGCCCACCCAGGCGGACGAGUCCGCAAAGAAACUGCGUCAGCUUUUGCACUGCCAGUGGUGUGAAGAAAGGGUGUUCCUCAAACCAGGAAGCAUGGUUGAAGAAAACCUGUACAGACAGCUGCCCUGCCAGUGUCAUGGGAGCAUGCCAGGGAAAACCGCAGUAGAGCUCGGGCCGCUCUGGGCUGGUCCUCUGUUUAACAGUGGUUUUCUGAGGCGGAUGUUAGUGGCAGCAGUGCAGCACAAUAUGGAGGACAUCCAGCCUCUGGUGAAGUCUCUCAUCUGUGAGGCCGACUGCACCACUCUCAAGCCUUCACCUGUCCCGGGAUAUUCUGCCCUUUCCAGCCAAGUGGAAUGUGGUGUGGUCAUAAAAACCUUACAGAGGGUUGAAAAGGCUGAUACGUCUGAUCAGUCAGGCAAAAGAAAAACUGCAGGGGAGGAUUCUGUGAAUGUACUGAAGAAAUUAAAACCAGACACAUCUCUGGAACAUCCAGCGUUCUACUACAGCAUCCAUCGGCACAGCAUCCGUGGCAUGAACAUGCCCAAGCUGAAUAAGUUCCUGCAGUAUCUCACCGAGGCCGGAUUCAGAGUCAGCCGCACACACUUUGACCCGACAGGUGUGCGAACCGACGCUACUCUGGUACAGUUUAAGGAAGUGCUUACGAAAUACAGCGUGCCUACUUACUCAUCUGCCCCUCAAAGCAGUGCUGUGAGCUCAGAUGUUACACGACGUCAGACUGUCUGA
Triplophysa rosa is the source of this 2079-nucleotide messenger RNA. RefSeq names its product tRNA methyltransferase 1-like (gene trmt1l). Gene Ontology annotation, cellular component: nucleus. The record is from RefSeq and is a predicted model, not a curated record. The coding region runs from base 25 to 2079 and encodes 684 amino acids. Gene Ontology annotation, molecular function: RNA binding. NCBI's taxonomy places the organism in Eukaryota, Metazoa, Chordata, Actinopteri, Cypriniformes, Nemacheilidae. Gene Ontology annotation, biological process: tRNA N2-guanine methylation. The transcript is spliced from 16 exons.